AUGAGAGCCAACUACGGCCAGCGUUUACUGGUCACGACACUCGAAGAAAAAUCACGCUCUCAACCGGAGCAGGCGUUUUGCUUGCUUCCUCGGUCCGCUAACCUGCAAGAUGGAUUCUAUGAAGUGACUUAUAAGCAGAUACAGAUGUCUGUUGAUUAUACGACCCAGUGGCUUCAGAACAACUUGGGCCCAUUCUCUCCUAACGAAACGAUAGCUUAUAUGGGACUACCGGAUCUGAGAUACAAUAUAUUCUUUUAUGCUGCAAUUAAACUUCACCUCAAGGUGUUUCUUCCCUCGCCCCGGAAUGCCCCUACAACAAAUGCAUCGCUUUUCGAACAGACCCAAUGUACCAAGCUGUGCUAUUCGGUAGACUCGCCAGGCAUCGUGGCUAGUUGUGAAGCAGUGCUUAAAGUAGCCAAGGCGUUACGUUCUUUCGAGUUUCUCUCACUUGAUGAGCUUUUGAGUGCCCAGUGCGAMCCCCUGCCGUAUUUGGGCGACUUUGCCCAACUCCGCGAUGAGCCUAUUGUCAUCUUGCAUUCUUCGGGGUCGACAGGAAUACCCAAGCCAGUCACACUGACUAAUGGGAGCAUCGCUUGUACCGACAAUGAUCGCAACUUUCCGACUGUCUCCGGUCGACGCAAUCAGGAUUUGACAAUGUGGGACUUCCCACCAGGCAGUUAUAUCUAUGUGCCAUUUCCGCCGUUUCAUAUGGGAGGCUUCACGUUUAACACAAUGGUUCCCAUUUUUACUGACACAGUGCCAAUAUUUGGGCCUGCAACGAGAAUACCAAGCGGUGGACUGGUGGCUCAGAUUUUACGCUGCCUGAAAGUCUCAGGGUGCCUUCUACCUCCAAAUAUCGUGGCUGAUCUUUACAAUGAGCCAGAUGGGCCGGAAUUGCUCAAAAGACUUAGUUUACUCUGUUAUACUGGUGGUCCAUUGCCCGAAGCAAUUGGAAACGAGCUUAUCCAACACGCUACGGUGUGUCAAUUCUAUGGCUCUACUGAGACCGGUCAGAUACGACAGCUUCUUCCGCAAAAAGAAAACUGGCAUUACUUGGAGUUUCAUCCUUCGGAAAACCUUGAACUACAGGCAUUAGGGGAUGGCACUUUUGAGCUUGUUGUUAACACCAACGAUGAGACAGCGACAUUUUCACAAUUCAACCACAACUUUCCUGGUGUUCGGGAGUAUCGAACCAAGGACUUGUUUCUUCCUCACCCAACCAAGCCCGGUCUGUGGAAAUUUUAUUCUCGCAAAGACGAUAUCAUUGUUCUUCUUACAGGAGAGAAGUUCAAUCCGGUUCCACUAGAACUCGGACUUCAAGCCAUUCCUGGUGUUUCCGGGGCCUUGAUUGCUGGAGAUGGGCAGCCACGAGUUGCCCUAAUCAUCGAGCUGCAAUCGGAUCAUAAUUUCGGUCCUGAUCCAGAAGAUGCUCUUUGGCCUAGUAUCCAAGGCUUAAACGCGAACACCGCUGGCCCAGGUCGGGUAACCCGGUCAAUGAUAAUGAUUGCUAAGAAGGAUAAGCCCUUUGUCCGCGCUGGUAAGGGCACCAUCGUGCGCAAGUUGACUUUGCAAGCGUAUGAAGAAGAGCUGAAUAAGUUAUUCGAGGGCAGUCCCAAAAAGUCGAUGCCGUCAGUUUUAUUGAACCCAACUGCAUUUCGUCUAGACGAUGUGAAGGCUUUGCUGCGUUCCAUCAUCGAGAAUACUCUAGAUGGGGCGGUGGUUGACGAAUCGAUAAACCUGUACACUCAGGGCUUAGAUUCAGUAAGAUCCAUUGAAGCAGUCAACCAGUUAAAAUCGGCCCUAGAAUCGCUUAGUCUAGGGAGACCUUUGACUUGGAUAACACUUGAGUUGAUCUAUAAUCACUCAUCUCUCAACGAACUAGCUACGGUGCUACUGAAUUGGUUAAACGAUGGCACAUAUCCUGAGAGCAUUGAUAAGGUUUCCAGAACGCAAAGUCUCCUCAGCUAUUACGAAAAGUCUCUACCAAUCAAGUCCGGCGUCUUGCGAACAUGGGGUGUGAAUCUCGAGAGGAAGUUAAAUAUUGCGCUUAUUGGCUCGACAGGCUACCUGGGKCAGUACAUGCUCUUGUCGCUUGUGCAAGACCCUGAAAUUGGAAGGAUUACUUGCUUGAACCGUAGCCCCAGGGCACAAGAGACAUGGGAAGAUCAUUAUUCUACAAAGCAAGCAUUCAAAAACAAGGAGUGGCUUKAUAAGAUAACAUUCCGUCAGAUUGAUUUUACAAAGCCUAAAUUUGGGCUUGGUGAUAGUCUCUAUAAUGAUUUGAAGAAAGAAUGUGACUUAAUUAUCCAUUCUGCCUGGCAGGUCAAUUUUGUGCUUCCUGUCGGCUCGUUCAAGGACAGCUUCAGUGGCCUUAUGAACACCAUUGAACUCGCAGCAGCUUCAGAACGAAAUGCACGCAUUCUUUUCGUUUCUUCUGUGGCAGCAUCUGGGAUGUUUUCUCCACAUUCAUCAAUCGAAACAAAAGUGGUGCCUGAAGAUAGAAUCACAGAUCCGAACGAAGCAAUGCACACUGGAUAUGGCGAAUCCAAACAUGUGGCCGAGAACCUCAUUUGCCUUGCCAGCGCUAAGUCCGGGAUAACUGCAAGUAUUCUACGGGUCGGACAGAUUGCACCGCCAACAGGCUCCGUUGAUCAGGUCUUAUGGUCAGAGAAAGAUGCGUUGACAGGUUUACUGAGAACGUCCAAGUCUUUGCGGAUAGUGCCGUCUGACUUGUUGGAUAUCGAUUGGCUUCCUGUGAACGAAGUGGCUAAUAUUGUCAACUCGAUACUACAUCAAGAUCGCUAUUCAAGGGAGGAUAUUCGUUUUUACAAUUUGGUACAUCCUACCCCAGUGCCAUGGUCAGAUGCUGUGCCUAUAGUUCAGAAUUGGUGUGGCCAAACCAGCAGUGCCGCAUCAUUGAAAGACUGGAUUGCGGCUGUGAACACGCGAGAGAAGGAGGAGCAGGGCAGUUUGCAUAACUUACCGUCCAUCCCCCUGUUGGGUUUCUUCGAAAUACUUACCCAAAGGGGUCCAGCGCACAAAUAUUCUCAGCAGAACCUCCUCAGCAUCAAAAAUACUGCUCUAAUCAAACCUAUUGACGCAAAUCAAUUGAAGAUUUGGCUUGAUGCACUGUCAUGA
Talaromyces amestolkiae is the source of this 3138-nucleotide messenger RNA. RefSeq lists its product as uncharacterized. The record is from RefSeq and is a predicted model, not a curated record. NCBI's taxonomy places the organism in Eukaryota, Fungi, Ascomycota, Eurotiomycetes, Eurotiales, Trichocomaceae. Bases 1 to 3138 code for a protein of 1045 amino acids. The transcript has 2 exons.